AUGUCGCGACAGGAGCUUGUUGAAGCUGCCCGAAACCUCGGGACUGUUGGUCCAAUCUCGCGAGCCCUGGCACAAAGGCCGCCGUCGCCUGUCAAUUUUAUACAUCAUUCAGAUAUGCCUUUUUUUGACGCCUUUCGGCAUGCCAUUGUCCCCGGCACGUCUUUCUUCUUCCCGUCGAGCUUCUGGAAACGUACCGUUAUACAGAUGGCUCACCGCGAACCCGCCAUUUGGCAUGCUACAGUCGCACUUGGCGCUCUUCAUCAGCGAUCAGAGAUGCUGCUUCAAGGUACAGAGGAUGACACAAGUCUUCUCCUUAACCAGGCCUCUGCACACUACGGCAAAGCAAUGGCUUUGGUAAAGGAUCUCCAUUCACCAGAGACGAUGGCAGCCGUCGCAAUUGCACUUGUAGCAGCUGCAAACAUGCUUGAGCGAUGGUCUGAGAUGCACAUGCAUGUGAUGGCAGGUUUCAGAAUCAUUGCAGAAAAUGUCGCGCGUGUCCCGGGCCUCGUAGCCCUCGAAGGGUUGCUAGCAAAGAGCGACCUACAAGCUAUGACAUUUAGCGACAGUCAGUGCCCUUACCCUUACGAGCAAUCAUCUGCUGUCUUUGCCAUGAAUGGGUUUCUUGCUUCCCCUUUCACAGACUGCGGGUCUUACGAAGAGCUUGCCAGAGAGUUCUUCAGGCUCAUGAGGGCUCUAUUUCUUCUCGACAACAGCACUCCUCCAUCAAAUGCUCAGCAUGGCCCAUGGCUCACAACCUUUGAAGUCUUCAGUCGAAGACUGGUUUCAUGGGAGUUGAAGAUGCAGGAAUUCGAAUCGGCACACUGGCCCACCGAUGAUGAGCACACAGCAAGACUUGCAAUACGACUGUACCAUGUGACUCUCAGGACGCUACUUCGAGGAACAGCCCUUGGUCCCGAGACUCGUUGGGAUACACUUCUCGGUUACUUUGAGUACGCAGCCGCACUUGCUACCUCCCUGCACGAGCGUCUCCAUACCGCCGCUAUACCAAAUAUCAGUGUUGAGCCUGGUUUGAUCAUUCCGCUGUGGAUGAUCAGCCAUCGAUGCCGACACCCUGCUCUGCGCCGGGUCGCGAUCAACAUGAUGGCAGAGGCGAAGAGGAUCGAGGGCAUGUGGAUGAGCGACGCCACUGCCCAGGUGAUGAAGACUAUUCUAGCCGUAGAAGAGGAAUCUAUUGGUAGCAGCGUCCAUGUUUUGACGCCACCCCGGUUAGAUUCAUCGUCGCUGGACAUUCCGUGGCAUGCGUGGUCCAAGCCAGGGUUUGAUGUUCCCACCACGCUCAGUUGGUCUGAUGUGCCAGUCAUACCGGAAGAGAACCGGGUGAAGGAGCUUCUCGGCACGAAGCGAGUUGGGAAGCGGGCUGCUGACCUUCGGCUUUUGAUGGGUUCGGCUGAUGAUGAGAAUUCGUUUGGGCUAGUCAGGGAGAUAAGCAUAAGUUUCUAG
Molecule: messenger RNA, 1461 nt
Organism: Clonostachys byssicola
Lineage: Eukaryota; Fungi; Ascomycota; Sordariomycetes; Hypocreales; Bionectriaceae
Source: the annotation of a GenBank genome assembly